Molecule: messenger RNA, 1143 nt
Organism: Osmia lignaria (orchard mason bee)
Lineage: Eukaryota; Metazoa; Arthropoda; Insecta; Hymenoptera; Megachilidae
Source: RefSeq, a predicted model, not a curated record
CUAGCGUGAAAUUAUCAUCAUCCGUUCGAUGAUUGUCAUCUCAAUAAAUUCGAGAAGGCGUCGAAUCUCUAAAGUGUAACAAAUGUUCUAACCUAGCUUGCGGAUGGCAGAAGAAAUAUAAAAGGAUGAUAAAUCGAUAGUUCAAAUCAAAAUUACCAGCAAUUAUUGUUUGUUUAUCUAAUUCCAAUAGUGAAAGAGAAUUUAAUCGAAAUUAUAUAUUAUUAAUGUACAAACCUCUUCUUUCCAAAGGAUUACAAAUUAGACAGAAGAGCAAUUAGAAAAAUAUUCCUAAUGUUAAUUUUUUGUUGUAAACGUCGGACUGUGUUUUACCAACGAACGUCUAAAUGGAUAUGGAAACAGUGAAGGAAUACCUAGCGUUCAUCAAUCCUCAUUGGAUAGCGGUGGUCGCUACAGGGAUGUAUACUCAUCUACGUCAAAUUUGCAUAAUUGGUUUGUGUUUUGAUGAAGACACCACUCUUCCUUUCGAUCCAUCUUAUGCCUCCGUGAUUUUUGUAUUUUCUGUCCUCUGUCUUCUUGCUGAAUAUAGACUUUGGCCUAGAACUCUUAAAGAGCCACCGAUUCAACUUCUUUAUAUUUAUGAAAUGUUGGUAGCAGCUUUGAUCACGAACUUAACUACACGUGCUAUUUGGGUGCCACUUAUGCAUGCCAUCAAUUGUUUAACUCAGGAAUCAAGCAGAUGGUUAUUAUGGCUGAAUGCAACACUGGGCCUAAGUCAUUACUCUUUGCUGACUGAUUUUGCUUACUACAUGGCAAAAGAUUGCGCCGCGAUGCACAUGGCUUUCUGUAUGUCUAUACUGUCAUUCGUCUGGAUGCUGGAUGCCACCGAAUCAUUAGACGCAAUUUUGGACACUAGGGCCAAAGAACAAAACGGCGGAUUUUGGUCAAUUUGCACAUGCAAAAGGAGAAAGAUUAGUUUUGCAAAUCCUGAAGUUACAGAUUGGUUCGUAUAUAAAUUUAUGUGCAGCGCAGAUCCUGUGAAUGAAAAUAAGCAAUCAGAUUCAUAAUCCAACGUAAUUCAUUUUAUAAUAAGUAUUUAUAUUACAUAAGUUGUGCUUUAUAAUUUGGAUGUCUAUUCGCGUAUUAUACAUGUUUACUUGUAAUAAAGUCCUUUUAUGACAUAUU